GAGGGAGCAGAGGAAGCGGGCGGCGCAGAGAGGGAAUCCCGGAGCCGGCCCUCCCCGCCGCGGCGGAGGGCGGACCACGAUGCCCGGCCGGCGGGCGCUGCCCGCCCGCCCGCCCGGACACCGCCGCCCGUAGCGGGGCCGCCGCAGCGCGGGGUUAUAAAGUUUUGAACAGUGCCUCUCCAAGAAGUGUGAUGAGAAAUGGCUUUAGGAAACAAUACUCAGAGAAGUUAUUCCAUCAUUCCUUGCUUCAUCUUUGUUGAGCUUGUCAUCAUGGCUGGGACUGUUCUGCUCGCCUACUACUUUGAGUACACCGACACUUUUCAGGUGCAUAUCCAAGGUUUCUUCUGUCAGGAUGGCAAUUUGAUGAAACCCUACCCUGGGACAGAAGAUGAGAGCUUCAUUUCACCUCUUGUGCUGUACUGUGUGCUGGCUUCCACUCCGACAGCUAUUAUUUUUAUUGGUGAGAUAUCCAUGUAUUUCAUAAAGUCAACCCGAGAAAGCCUAAUUAUUCAAGAGAAAACUAUUUUGACUGGAGAAUGCUGUUACCUGAACCCACUGCUUCGAAGAAUAAUACGUUUUAUAGGAGUGUUUGCAUUUGGACUUUUUGCCACUGACAUCUUUGUAAACGCUGGCCAGGUUGUGACUGGUAACUUGGCUCCAUACUUCCUGACGGUGUGUAAACCCAACUACACUGGGAACGACUGCAGGGCCCACCACCAGUUCAUAAACAACGGCAACAUCUGCACUGGGGAUGUGGAGGUGAUUGAAAAGGCAAGGAGAUCCUUUCCAUCCAAACAUGCUGCUCUGAGCAUCUACUCAGCUUUAUAUGCCACGAUGUACAUCACAAGCACAAUUAAAACAAAGAGCAGCAGGCUAGCCAAGCCUGUGCUGUGUUUGGGUACCCUGUGUGCUGCCUUCCUCACUGGGCUGAAUCGAGUUUCUGAGUAUCGGAACCACUGUUCGGAUGUGAUCGCAGGCUUCAUCCUGGGCAGUGCUGUAGCCUUGUUUCUGGGGAUAUGUGUUGUCCAUAACUUUAAGGGCACUCACGGAGCUCCUUCUAAACCGAAGCCUGAAGACCCACGAGGAAUGCCACUAAUGGCUUUUCCAAGAGUGGAAAGUCCUCUGGAGACACUGAGUGCACAGAACCACUCUGCCUCUAUGACUGAAGUAACCUGAGAUGGGAGAUUGGCAGCCGGAGCUAUUUUUUACUACCCUCCAGUACAACAGUCCAAGACACACAGUUACUAAAUGUCUAACUGUGAUGACUAGUAUUAUGUUAUGUCUAGUUAGAGGCUAAUGUUUUGUACUUUUUUUGUAUGAGGAAGUGAUGUAGCUUGCCCUGAUUUUUUGUCAGCUUUAAUAUUAUUAUGCCAGACUUUAAAAGCAAAAUGGAAAAAGGACAAAAAAAAAACCUUUUCUUGUUUAAAGUGUGCACUGAGGAACUACAUCUAUGGAAUUGUUGAUGUUGUUAUGUGAUAUUUGUACACUUUUUUCUUUUCAGUUUUGAAUUUAUAUAUCUUGAAAAAAGAAACAUUCACUUUUACCUUUUCUUACCGUAAGAAGUGCUUCUACCACUGAGUCAGAUUCUGUUCUCAGUAAGAUCAGCAUAGAUCUGAAGUAAUCUCAUAUAUUUAAUUGAUAUUAAAAUAAUGGUGAUCAGGAAUCUAACCUGAAUGAUACUAUUAACAAAUAGCAAAAAUCCAUCCUUGAUUCAGUGGGCUACUUAGGUGUUCCCUAGGGAUGCAGUUUAGCCACCCAGUUUCCAGACUACUUGGCAGACUUGAAGCAUGUUCUUAAGCACCUCACUGAAUCAAAGCCUGAUUGUUCUGGUGUGGGUGAUUGUGCUGGUUAUUGAAGAAUAACUAAAACAACAUCCUCAGUCUGCAGUAUAGACAGACUGGACAUGAAAAUUUAUAGUAGUAGCUGAUAGCAUGUGAGCUGACUAUAUCAUCUCCCUAGAUCCUCAUUCCUCCCCGAGGCCCAGCCGAAGCUCCCUGUGAAACCUGGCUUCAGGAAUUGACUAUGGGGAUAUACAGCCACCACUGUGGAGCGGAGGCUGCGCUCUGAGUGUUUCAUCACUUCAUCAUAGAUUUGUGGGGUAACUAGUGACACUGUUGCAAAGGAAAAGUGACACCACUUCUCCAGUGGGGAGGCAUUCCCUGGCAUUCCAGCUGGCAUAACAAAGAAGCCAGUUUUGCCCCCCAAAGUGUAUUUUUUCCCUGAGGGGCUUUGGCAAGUAAAAAAAAAAUAAUUAAACAAAAGAAAAUUAAAAGCUGACAGCCUGUAGUAGCAGUCUGCGUUUUUGUAAAUUCUGCCGUACAGAAUUUAUAUCAAAACUGCUAUUUUACAAUUGAACAACUUUGCCUAAGGACUUUAAAGACAAUUAAUUGAGUAUGGGUUGGGGGUGGGAGGGGAAGAACAAAAAAAGCCCAUUUACAAUGGCUAGAACUGGGGCAAAGGCUUCAUUACACGAUUUUUCACUGUUUCUAGGAUUUUCCUGCAUCUCAUUCUUUUAGCAUGGUGAUAACUGCUGUGUGUCUCCUUUAAAGAAUGGAGCCUCUGUCUGUACUUCUACUGGAAUGUUUACCUCACAUUUCCAUGUUGGUUCUUCUUGGGUUUUUUUUGUAUAUUUUUUCCAAAACAGAAGUGAAAAAAAAUUAUCAAAAAAGCAAA
Molecule: messenger RNA, 2673 nt
Organism: Empidonax traillii (willow flycatcher)
Lineage: Eukaryota; Metazoa; Chordata; Aves; Passeriformes; Tyrannidae
Gene: PLPPR1
Product: phospholipid phosphatase related 1
Exons: 8
Coding region: 199-1176 (325 amino acids)
Biological process (GO): signal transduction; phospholipid metabolic process; phospholipid dephosphorylation
Molecular function (GO): phosphatidate phosphatase activity
Source: RefSeq, a predicted model, not a curated record